AUGCUAAUAAAUAAAUUGCAAAUAUCAACAGUGGAUCAGAAGGUGAUCCCCGGGAUAAUUUCCGUCACACAAAAUUACUGCUAUUGCUCUCAUCAAAACAUAAAGUCAGCAUUGAUAACACCUCCUCGAUCUUGGGAGCCUGAUCAACCCAAAAUCAGUCGUGUAACUACACAAGAGACAAAUAAUUCUAAUGACAACGGUAAACAGAAACGUCCACGAACAUUUGCAGUUCCAAAAAGUUGGCGCACACGAGAUAGAAAAGAAAUACCUUUGGAGGUCUCUUACUGGAUUUUGGAACACGAAAUUCCGAAGACUAAUCAGUUUGCUUAUUUUCUUGCUUCUUUUUUCACUUUAACUUGCAUUGAGGUUGUAUUCCAUUCAAAAUUUCCACCUCAAAUGAAAAACUCGAAAAAAAGUUUAAACACCAGACAGAUCUGCCAAGUAUUGUAUUCGAAAAUGUCAACCAAACAAAUAAAGAACCAACCAAAUAACGAAGCAAUUAAAUGGGCAGGUAAUAUUUUACUUAUUUAUUAUCGUUGCCUUGAAAUAAUUUUCUCAAAUAAAAGCAAUUUGCAUUUUAUUUCGCUACAGCGCUUGAUAUUUCUGAACAAAUUAAAAGAAUUUUUCGUCAUUUUAAGAGAAUAUAAAAAACCUUUUCUUUUUCAAAUUUUGUUGCGAAACUACUACCUACGACCCAGUGUAGUCCUGAUGACAACUCCAAACAGAUCAAAGGAUAACUGGCUAGUGAACAGAAUACGCAUCACGCAAUAUAUCCCUAAUACGACAGACUUAGCUGAUGUAUCAUGGAUGACUCAAGGGAAUACAGUAGAAUUCGCAGACUCAAUAGACCGCUCAAUUCGAUGCUAUGGUGAUUGA
Molecule: messenger RNA, 876 nt
Organism: Echinococcus granulosus
Lineage: Eukaryota; Metazoa; Platyhelminthes; Cestoda; Cyclophyllidea; Taeniidae
Exons: 8
Coding region: 1-876 (291 amino acids)
Source: RefSeq, a predicted model, not a curated record